AUGGCUCUUGAAAAUGAUCAACAACAGCAGAAGGUCUGGGUUAAUUUAGCAACAAAGUAUCCUGAAGUAGUUUUGUGUGUUGGAAAAAUAUGUUUUGGUGAAAAAGCAAGAAAAAAGAUACCAAGAAAUUCAAAACAAGAUCAAAAAUACACCCUUGCCUGUGCAGUGUGUGCCUUGCUGAACUCUGGAGGAGGUGUAGUAAAAGCAGAGAUUGAAAAUGAAAACUACAACUUAAAAAGAGAUAAGAUUGGACCAGAUUUAGAAGAGACUUUUCGGUCUCUUCUUUUGUUUCCAGACUGGAGAAAAUACCUGGACUUUGAACAGCGAGGAAAUUACCUUUUGAUUUUUAUCAAAACCUGGAGCAGUGAAAACACAUCCUUAACCUCUACAAGUGCAAAGCCACGUAUCUGUAGCCUGAGUACCGGGUUGUACGCAAAAUCUGGUGAUUCUCUUUCCCACAUGAAGCCUACCGAAGCUUUUUUGUUCCUUAAAGAAAAGCAAGAUGAAGCCAGGGGAGAGCUUAGCCCAGGACCACCUGCUAAAAUCAGGAAGACACAGGCUAUUGAAGGAGACGUGAAUAUUAUAAAUAACACUGUUGAUGAGUUGUUUAAUAGGGACCAACUGCGAUAUGGAGAGACGCUGACUUUCACGGAGUCAGGACAUGUGGAAUUUAAGCACUAUGCAACUGAAAAAAUUUUGACUCGUGUCAAAGAGAUAUUACCUCAGUAUAUCACUGGAUUUGCAAACACAGGCGGCGGGUAUUUAUGGAUCGGUGUGGAUGAUAACAGCAGAGUGCUGGGAUUCAGCAGUGAUGAUGAGGACCUUGAAAAAUUACGUUGCCUAAUCAGUUCCAUUCAAAACAAAUUAACCCUCUUCCAUUUCUGCGGGAGUGGAAAUACACACAACAUAAGGUAUGAACAAAAAAUCUUCAAAGUAUACCGCGAGGCUGGAGAUCACUGUGGCUACGUCUGCGCUGUGAAGGUUCAGCCAUUUACUUGCGUCGCUUUUUCCGAAGACCCGGACUCGUGGCUAGUGGAAGGCAGCACCGUCAGGAGACUGAGAGCAGACGAGUGGGCUGCGUGGAUGACCGCUGCUGAUCCAGAUCUUUCAAAGUUUUCUGAGACCUUUAGGCUAGAGCUCAGUCUGACAGAGGGGCCACCUCUUGCCAAGCCAGUUUAUUCCCACCAGGGCCUUGACAACGUUGAUAAUCUUUGUGAGCAACUGUUUCCAGUGAGAUCCCACAGCAUAAUAUAUACUCCAGAAAAACUCUGCGAAGAUCUCCUCCAGGAGCAUCCAGGGUUGGAUAUUCUGAUGAAAAAUCAAUUGGAGCAGCUUUCUGAGGGAGUUGUGAUAUUUUCCAGAAGCUGGGCUGUUGAGGUCGGCUUGCCAGAAAACCAAGACAUAAUUUGUGAUGUUCUCCUAAUAGCCAAGGAUAGGCCACCUAUCCUCUAUACAAUCUGUAAGCAUCCUAUCUCAGAGGAUUUGUUUGAAUACUCAAGACGCAUAGCCUGGAGGCUGAAGGAAAAAUUAGUCAACACUGGGGGCUAUAUUCACAAAUUGUGUGUAAUACCAAAGCUACUGACUUUGCUUCCCAAAAUUAACUGUGGAGAAGAAUGGGAUCUGAAUAUUCAAGAAAUGUAUCCCCAAAACUACAGCCUAAUCAACAGCAACAACUUGAAGGCCCUCUUGCAUGCUCUCACAGUAGCUCUGCUGACUUUCAAGUCCUUUUUAAGUGACCGUGUUGGUUCUGAGUUUUUGAACCUCUUGACCAUCAAACAGUACCAGCUGCUGUCAGAAAAUCUUCACAAAACUAAGAAGCUGUAUGUUUAUGGUCUACCAGGAACAGGAAAAACUGUAGUGGCCCUGAAGAUCAUAGAGAAAAUCACAACUAUGCUGAAGUGCAGAAAAGAGGAGGUUCUUUAUAUAUGUGAGAACCAGCCCCUGAGAGAUUUUGUGCGGCAGAAAAACAUUUGCCAGGCUGUGACAAGAAUACACUUUUUGAAGGCAAGCUUUGAGAACGUGACUCACAUAAUAAUUGAUGAAGCUCAGAAUUUCCAAGAUGGGGAAGGUGAUUGGUAUAACAAAGCCUUGGCUCUAACUUCAGCACCACAUCUCCCUGAGCCCGGCUUUUUCUGGAUUUUCUUGGACUACUUACAGACAAGUCACUGCUUCUCAACUGGUCUUCCAGAAGCAACACGGCAUGAUCCUGUCGAGUCGCUAACCAAAGUGGUUCGUAAUGCUAACAGUAUCUAUAGGUAUAUAAAAGAAAAGAUGGAAAAGAUUGUAAAGUACCCUACCCUAAAUAUCCCCAGCCAACGUUUGGAAGAGUUAUUGUGCAGAGCCACAUGUGCUUAUGCUGUGCAAGGCUGUACUGAAAUAAAACACAACCUAGACAGAAAUGGAAUAGUGAAGUAUGUGGCAGAACGUUGUCGUACAUAUCUUAAAAAGGGUUACUCCGAGAAAGAUAUUGCUAUUCUGUGCUACAGUGAUGAAGAAGUAAAAGCAUACUAUGGAAUACUAGCAUCAGAAAUGAAGUCAAAGUCAAAUAUAUUAUUAAAAAAAAUUGAGGGAGGGCUAGAGGAGCACGCUAUUCUUGACAGCAUCCGUCGUUUCUCUGGCUUAGAAAGAAGCAUUGUGUUUGCACUGGAGAGUUUGCAAGUGGUGAAAGUUCAGCCUGUACUACCGAUUACUCCAGCUUCCUGGGUAUGA
This is a messenger RNA of Pygoscelis adeliae (Adelie penguin), 2709 nucleotides long. RefSeq names its product schlafen family member 13-like. The coding region runs from base 1 to 2709 and encodes 902 amino acids. The record is from RefSeq and is a predicted model, not a curated record. The transcript is spliced from 5 exons. Lineage: Eukaryota; Metazoa; Chordata; Aves; Sphenisciformes; Spheniscidae.